Penicillium vulpinum is the source of this 549-nucleotide messenger RNA. RefSeq lists its product as uncharacterized. Bases 1 to 549 code for a protein of 182 amino acids. NCBI's taxonomy places the organism in Eukaryota, Fungi, Ascomycota, Eurotiomycetes, Eurotiales, Aspergillaceae. The transcript has a single exon. The record is from RefSeq and is a predicted model, not a curated record.
AUGACUUCAAGAGCUCAUUCCACCGCUGGUUUUGAAAUCAGCCUAGCACCUCCACCCAAUCCUCCACACCCACAUCUCAAAAUCGAAAUCGACUCCGACGCACGCAUAUAUCCAUUUUGGUCCUGCGAUGGGGAAGAACACCAGGACUUCCCAAAAACCAUCAAACAAUAUUAUGAGCUCGAUUCAGAUAAACUCGACAGUCUGAUGGUGUUUUUUGAGCAAUUCCUUCCCCGAGCCACAGAAACUACAUCGUAUCCCAGGAUUGCUGAUACAUGGCUCAAGUGGGACUACAAAGAGAGCAGGUGGCUUCAAAGGACAAUCGAUAUAGAAACCAAGCGCUGCAUAUUCGGCGUGUUCAUCGGAUUGACUGGCGAGCUCGUGGAUCCCAGUCUCCCUAAUCCGCGGAGAUAUCAUGCAUCGCUUGACAAGCCGGCGCAAAAACCGAAACCCCCGCCAAAACCCUCCGGUAUAGCACCGUCAAAUGCAGGUAUUGUGCAUGCACAAAGCCGUGAUAAACCAAAGAAGGGGUUCUGGGCACUGUUCUGGUAA